This is a messenger RNA of Eptesicus fuscus (big brown bat), 732 nucleotides long. Its product is annotated as disintegrin and metalloproteinase domain-containing protein 24-like. NCBI's taxonomy places the organism in Eukaryota, Metazoa, Chordata, Mammalia, Chiroptera, Vespertilionidae. The transcript has 2 exons. Gene Ontology annotation, cellular component: sperm head plasma membrane; external side of plasma membrane; plasma membrane. The record is from RefSeq and is a predicted model, not a curated record. Gene Ontology annotation, biological process: male gonad development. The coding region runs from base 43 to 732 and encodes 229 amino acids.
AUUCAAAGUCAAUGCUGAAUACUCAGCUCAGAGGCAACAGUGAUGUUUCCUGCCCAUCCUAUUGUACUCUCACCAAUGGCUAUGUAUGGUGGCACCAUAAUGGCUGUGAGUGAGGCCCUGGUGUGUGUGAAGAACACUAUCCUACAACUCUGGCUGGGGAUAAUUUUGUUCCCAUAUGGAUGGUUCUUGGUUGUGCACUCCCAAUACCAUGGUCCUCCGGAAGUGGUGAUUCCCUUAAGGGUAACAGGCACUGGCCUUAGCAUAAAGACUAAAGAUUGGCUCUCUUACAGAAUGCAUUUUGGGGGCCAGAAUCAGGUCAUACACAUGAAGGUCAACAAGCAUUUCCUAUCCAGACACUUCCAAGUGUUUACCUACUCAGGCCAAGGCGCUCUCUUUAAGGACCAGCCUUUUGUAAAGAAUGACUGUAACUAUUAUGGUUAUGUGGAGGGGGACGCAGAAUCUCUAGUUGCCCUCAGUACCUGUUUGGGGGGUUUGCAAGGAAUAUUACAGACAAAUGACACUGUUUAUGAAAUAGAGCCCAAGACACUUUCUACCACAUUUGAACAUUUCAUAUAUAAAGUGGACAGUGAGGAGACACAGAUGCCACCCAUGAGAUGUGGAUUAACAGAUGAAGAAAUAGCACGACAAUUGAAUGUGUAUUCUGAUGGUAUGAGCCUGCCAGAGAACAGAUUCAAAGUCAAUGCUGAAUACUCAGCUCAGAGGCAACAGUGA